Molecule: messenger RNA, 1467 nt
Organism: Haemonchus placei
Lineage: Eukaryota; Metazoa; Nematoda; Chromadorea; Rhabditida; Trichostrongylidae
Source: the annotation of a GenBank genome assembly
AUGCGUCUCGAGUGCGCCGUCAAUGCAACUGUUACGGACUUCAGCAACCUUACUCGUGUUCAUGCGCACCGGCCCAGAACAGCCAGAUAUGCUCAUGCCCUGUGCAUGCCCAACAACGUCUUCAGCGUGUACCUUACCGUGUCAACGUUCAUGCGUCAAUGCCUGUCGAUCGACUUCGAUGCCAUUUUUAUGUCAGAUGACCUGUUCAAGAACCUGCUCCGUUGCUUGCCGGUAUUAUUAUCGAACCAUCCAACGUCUAGCUCAUGGACGGCACCUGCUACCUCUCGAAUACCACCUGUCGUCAUUACUCCUCAAGGAGGUCCUGGCUGUACGAACGAUUGCAACAAUAAGUGCAGUUCGGCUUGUCUGUCACAACGAUACAGUACUGCCCAGUGUUCGUCAUCCUGCCAGGCGUCAUGUGGGAAAGUCUGUAAUCAAUUAUCGACAACGGUGAAACCUACGCAGGCACAAAUCAAAAUCGAAGUGACGUCCGGUUGCUUACCCACCUGUAGCCAAGCCUGUCAGUCAUCGUGCAACCCGACAAUUUCCUCCGCCGAAUGCCGCAACACCUGUGAUACGGUGUGUGCAGAACUCUGUCCAGGAGGGCCAGCAGUGACAGUGACUGCUCAAAACCCAACAACAAUAUCAGCAACAACAGCAACAGCAGCAACAACAACAACCACGUUACCUACGCCAACACUUCUGACCACUGAAGUGCCCCUGAAAAUCAAUAUUCAGCUAGCUCCUGACAACGAAUCCCCUGUUGCCAGAACUCAUCUAACUCAGCCGAUUUCCCCUGAAUGCCUACAACAGUGCAGCAUGGGUUGUCUGCAGAGUUGUACCCAACGGACGCCCCCACCACCUGAAGGAUGUGGUGCCUUCUGUAAUGCCACAUGCGUCCAAGUCUGCACCCCAUCAGAACCAUCCCAAAUGACAGCUAAGGAUGUGUCGACCUAUCCCGUUCGAUUGGAUCCUCAGCAGAGAUGCUCGUCCGAAUGCCAGUCUGUGUGCCAAUUAGCUUGUAAGAGUCAGACAUCUCCUAGUCCUUGUAUGGACACUUGUGCUCCUCAAUGUGAUCGCGCAUGCUCCUCUCCUCAGAUUCAACGAAACUCUGCUGAACUUUUCCAUAACAACUCGAUUAUCCUACCUGCUCCAGUGACAAAGCCCUUAGAGCUGACGCCGCCUGUUGUAACGCCAAUGAUAGAGCCACUAUCGUUGACUCCACCUCCGGUGAAGGUUACUGAACUCUCACCAUCACCAUCACUCGAAACGACCACACUUCCCCUCAAGGUGAACAUCAUUUUGGAACCAGACACAACGACGUCUACGACGUUACGGUUCAAGUCGUCGACACCGAGUUGCCCUGUGGAAUGUGCUAGAUCAUGCAAGAAGCAAUGUGUCAACAAUCCUAACGAACACUGUGAAGAGCUUUGUAGAAACGAAUGUAUCCGGGCUAUCUGCCCCUAA